Molecule: messenger RNA, 477 nt
Organism: Oikopleura dioica
Lineage: Eukaryota; Metazoa; Chordata; Appendicularia; Copelata; Oikopleuridae
Source: the annotation of a GenBank genome assembly
AUGGACAAUUCCACUUUUCCAAAUAACACCACCUCACAUUUUUCUGAGGCGGAUCCGAUUUCUUUCUUCAAUUCUUCAGAAGACUAUGUUUUCGCUAAUGUGACGGAAACUGCUAUUUCCCCAAGAGAACUGGUCUUUGAAUACGACGGCGAUGAGUUUGACACUGUCAACGAAACUUACGCCCUCGUCAACGGAAUUUACCUCGAAAACGGAACAAUUGGAAACGACACGCUUGAUGGUCGACGAUACGUACCUUCGGCUAUUCCCGAUUACCUCACUACAACUAAACCAACUGAAGAGACGAAGGGUAACGACGGGAAACAAGGUUUCAUAUUCCUGUUCGGGCUUUGUGGAAUCAUUAUUCUCAUCGGUCUUCUCCUCAAGUUUUUCAACAAGGGAAAAGAUCAAGAAGAAGAUGAAGAGCACCAGAAUCUGAAAGCGAAUGAAAACCCGAACGAAAAAUUUAGCAAAAUGUAG